UCUACUGCCAGUUCGUUUCAAUUUGUUGAUUGUGUAGAGUGUUGCGGUGGUUCUUAUUUCCACGUCCAAACACCAUAUUUAAUUAAUCAUUCGACAAUAAGCAGCACACACAAUAAUGUUUGAUCGAAUUUGUGUGAAGCUAUCUGCAUUUAUAGCCUAUUAAGUGUUUUAUUUAGAAAGCGAACAACUAGUCGUUUCAAUGGGCAAGGAUCAGCAUUUAAUUGAAGCCGCGCGCAAUGGAGAUAUAAAAACCGUUGGCAAAUUAUUGGAGCUGACGACCAAGCGACACGGUCCACUGUCCAGCUUUCGUCGAAGUCCCAAUAUCAACUACCAAGAUGUCAAUGGAUAUACUUCAUUACAUCAUGCCUGCCUCAAUGGUCACAGCGCUAUUGUCCGCCUGCUGCUCGCCCAUAAUGUGCAGGUAGACGUGCCCGAUAUACGUGGCUCGACCCCGCUCUUCUUGGCCUCCUGGGCGGGUCAUCAGGAUAUUGUGAAGAUGCUGCUCUUUCAUAACGCCAGGCCGGCAAAUCCGAAUGCCCAGACAAUUGAGAACGAGACACCGCUGCACUCGAGUGCCCAGCAUGGACACACCAAUGUCGUGGCCAUACUUCUGUCGUAUGGCGCCGAUCCCACCAUACGCAACAAUAGCUUUCAGACGGCUUUGGACUUAGCUGCACAGUUUGGCCGCCUGCAGUCAGUGCAAACGCUGCUGCGCGUCGAUCCCGAUUUGAUUGCGCCUUACCGGCGUCACGCAGAGGAGGACAUGUCCGAACUGCUGGGCUACUCGCAUCAAUACUCGCCGACGCCCACCAAGCAUAUCUUCACCCACACUUGUCUCCACUUGGCCAGCCGCAAUGGCCACAAAAAAGUGGUCGAAACGCUGUUGGCCGCUGGAGUUGAUGUCAACAUACUCACCAAUGCAGGCAGUGCUUUGCACGAGGCGGCGCUGUGUGGCAAGAAGUCGGUGGUGGUUACCUUACUCAGAGCUGGCAUCGAUAUCCAUGCCACCGACGGCAACGGACGCACUGCCCUUGAAAUACUCUCCGAUUACCCACCGCAUGUUACUUACGAAAUUGUGGCCGUCAUCAAUGAAUUUACCAAUUUGACUGAGUCACAGAUGUUGCGCAGAAAUCAAGCGCAGCUGGUCAACCAUAUCGACUCGUCGUCACUGCCCAAGCGUCUCUAUGAGAAGAAUGCACAGCGCCCAAAGCAGGCCAAGCUCAGCGACCCAUCCAAGCAGAGGAACAAGCCAGUUCCACCAAAUGGACUUUCGCACUCUUUAAGCUCAUUGGAUAGCUAUAUAAAGCGGCCACCGAAUUAUGUGGACAUGAAGCCCAUAAGGCCACAGAAGUCGGUUAGCGAUAUGCAUGACCUGGAGCCACGUGAGGCGCUGUGGCAUAGCUACAAGCCAGUCUACAAACAGCCGUAUCAAAGCGCUCUACUAUGCUCGACACAGAAUUUUUCAAACAUUUCCAUACCCUCCCGGUCCUAUGAAUUCAUCAAUCUGCUCAAGCCCAGCUCCAGCAGCGAGGAGCAGGUCAGCCAAAGCAACAGCUCUGGAACACCACAAACUCGAACUAGAUCUGACUAUGUGGAAAUGAAGGUGCAAGCUCCGGUGCCCAUGCCGCGCACUCGUCUAAAUCUUGACUAUGAGAAUAUAUUGCCCCGGCAGGCGGUAGACAACAACAACAACAACAGCAAUAUAAAUAAUAGCACUAAGCGUGUUGCUUGCCAUUCACCCACGCCCGACUAUCCGCCACCCACUGUGGUUGAGGCCGAGACAACGAUCUUUAAUUUUAUACAGCCACCACGACUAGAUGACUCCCACAUUUCCUAUAGCUCGGAUCAGGUAGAGGAAUUUGUGGGCGAUGUGCCCUUUGCCGGGCUCUUUAAGGGCUCAACUUUGAAUUUGUCUCAGGAUGUAGUGGACGGACGUUGCCUGCGUUCGCCGAGCAUGGUGAGAUCAGUGAAUGCACUGAACCCACGACGUAGUCUGUCCAAGCAACGAUUUUCCACAACUGGCGAGGAUUUUAGUGCUUCACGGGUGUGGGCAGAGAUUGAUACGAUAUUCGAGAAUAUAGGAAAUGAGGUGUGCAUAGUGGAACCAGAGCAGGGGCAGGAAACGGAGGAAGAGAUGGAGCACGAGCAGGAGCAGGAGCCGGAAAUGGAGCAGGACCAGGCCAUGGAGCAGCAGCAGCAGCAGAAUGAGGAGUUGUCAAUGAAGCUACAGCUGCAACCCAAUUCUGUGGAAGAUGUCCGACAAUCGCUACAUAUACGCAAUCCAGAAGAUUUGCUGCUGGGCAAAACGCCGAGUUCAGCUUCCCACUGGUGCCAUUCGCCUUAUACGCUGGUCUAUGGCGAAAUACAUUAUUCUGUUUAUUAUCUGGGCUCCACGGUUAUCAGGCAUCUACAGGGCACCAUUUCGACGCGCAAGUCCAUCCAGAAGCUGAAGAUCGAUGAGAACCUGAAGACGGCUUCGAGUGUCAGUGACAUAAGCCUGCUAGAGAAUUGCAAUACAUCCACAAAGUAUCUCAAAGCCGCCAAUAUGCAGUCGCGCCUCCAGGUGGAUAUCUCUGUGUCGUGCUUGGGCGUUAAGUUUAUAGAUCAUGAGUUAAAGACUGCCAUCUGCUCGCAUGACAUAGAGAACAUCAAUUGUGUGUGCCAGGAUGCGGAGGACAUGCGUUAUUUCGCCUAUAUAACCAAAGAGCAGGAGCUGCAUUAUUGUCAUGUCUUUAUGGUUGACAAUUUGGAGCUGGCUAACGAAAUAAUUCUGACUCUCGGCCAGGCUUUUGAGGUUGCCUAUCAACUGGCCCUCAGCAGGCAGAGCACACCUUUAAUACAGAGCGAUGAGUGCUGAGCUAUAUUUAAUCU
Messenger RNA from Drosophila hydei, 2871 nucleotides. Its product is annotated as ankyrin repeat and sterile alpha motif domain-containing protein 1B. The transcript is spliced from 9 exons. Gene Ontology annotation, cellular component: cytosol. Gene Ontology annotation, molecular function: protein binding. NCBI's taxonomy places the organism in Eukaryota, Metazoa, Arthropoda, Insecta, Diptera, Drosophilidae. The coding region runs from base 200 to 2857 and encodes 885 amino acids. The record is from RefSeq and is a predicted model, not a curated record.